Molecule: messenger RNA, 2139 nt
Organism: Galdieria sulphuraria
Lineage: Eukaryota; Rhodophyta; Bangiophyceae; Galdieriales; Galdieriaceae
Exons: 12
Coding region: 19-1893 (624 amino acids)
Biological process (GO): maintenance of protein localization in endoplasmic reticulum
Cellular component (GO): endoplasmic reticulum membrane
Source: RefSeq, a predicted model, not a curated record
AUAUGAUUGGCCUGGUCUAUGACUAGAAAGAGAAGUAAGAAGAAGGUCGUUUGUACGAAUAGGCAAACUUUGAAAUUGAGUUCCACAUUCUCUUCUUUUAGCAGCUUGUCCACUUUUAAAGGUGAAACAGACACUUUAGCAAAUGAAGCUCUGGGCAACCACUCUAGGAAUACUUCUUGUGUUUCAGUUCAAGGAACUUGUAUGAUGUCCAAGGAAGAUUUAAAUAGUCGCUCGGUUUCUGGUCAAAGUUUCGACAAUGGAGACGAUAUAUCGAGUGAAAGUGGACAUGAGAACACGAACGAAGGAAAACUGCCAAGAGGAUUCGAUAAGAAAACCGAGGGAAAGGCUUUUCGUCGAAGAUGCAAUAGCAUUUCGGUCUGUUCUUCUCUGAAACACAGUCAUCUGACAGAUGGAAGCUUUUCAAGUAACUCUAUGGAAGCUGGAGGCCAUAGCAAAGACUCUCUAAGUGCCUCAAGUGUAAAUGGGACAAAACAUACCAGUAUUCCUGAGUCACCAAAAUGGAGUUUCUUCCGUUUCUUUGAAGACCAAACGUUUCUUUCAUCUGCCGAAGAGCUGCAGUCGGUAGAGUUUGAAUCACCCACAUAUCUUGCGUCAAAAAGGAAGUCAGUCUAUAACUUUUUACAGAUACCUUGGCAUCUGGAGGCACUGUUGUUGCUAGGUGCUUCUGUCUGUGCCGACACUUUCUUAUUUUUAUUCACGUUUUUGCCAAUACGUAGUUUGAUCGCUCUCUGUCGACCCUUGUAUGUACUUUAUCAGAGGGCCAUUCAUCAUAAUUUGAAGAGCAGAUGUACGUUGUCGGCUCACGAGUCGCUCACUCUCAUACAUCUGACUAUAAUGAUAUGCGUUUCAAGCCUCUUAUUUUGUGCUGUGGACGUGUCGAGAGCUUAUCACAACAUUCGAGGUCAGACAGCAAUCAAAUUGUAUGUAUUAUUCAAUGUUAUGGAAAUUUUCGACAAGCUUCUUUGUAGUUUUGGACAAGAUACAUUCGAUAGCUUGGCUUGCUCAGUGAAUGAGUUGUGUCAGUUACAGCAUACGGAUAAUGCCAAUGGGCAACGCUUGUCUUCUUUGUUACAUGUUAUAUGUGAUUCUAUGCUUUCUUUUUUAUAUGUGGGCCUUCAUAGCAUUAUGCUGAUAUAUUGGGUGGUUACUCUUAAUGUUGCUAUUAACAGUCACAAUAAUGCCCUUUUAACCCUCUUAGUUUCCAACCAGUUUGUGGAAGUAAAGGGUUCUGUAUUCAAAGCAAUACGACUAGAAAACUUAUUUCAGAUAUCAUGUGCAGAUUCAGUGGAAAGGUUUCAGCUAUGUGUAUUUCUCUCUGUAACAUGUUUUCAGAGUCAAGGAAAGAGCAUCAUGUUAUUCAUAUGGUUGUUUAUGAUUGAUGCGUUGUUAUUGUCCUUAUUGAUAUGUUUUAGGUUGUUAAUGUGGUUUGCAGAAACCUUGAUAGAUUGGAUCAAACAUGCGUUUGUGACCAAGUUCAACGGAAUAUCCUACAAAAUCUAUCAACAGUUCUCUUUAGCUAUAUGUAUGGAAAUUGUGCAGUCAAAAUUGGAAAAGUCUAAAAAGGCGCUGGGUGUUGGUUGUUUAUCGAAAAAGAUUGGCUUUGUCAGUCUUCCUUUAGGAUGUUUGACGAUACGUAUGACGUGGAAAACAUUCAUAACGUUAUCAUGGGUUGGACGUAUUUGCGUUUUAUUCUUAUUGUUGAUAUGGAAAUUGCUGAUUGAUAUAUGUUUGACAAGUUUUGCAGUGGAUACUUUGAAGAAUAAUAUACAGGAUACUCCAGGGGACUUGGCAGACAAGAAUCAUACUCUUGCCGAAACACUGCAACAUGUGCGUCGCUACGAAUUUAUUCAAGGAAAAGGAACAAUUCAUUAGAAACUUCAAAUUUUUUUGAAUAUUGAUUCAUGUUCGAAAUGAAGAUUGUGGACGGCGCUCAUCUUUCAUUAUUAUUGCAAGCUGGUACGAUACAUCGCCAACAGGAAUGCCUUUUCUCUUAUGUGUUGUUGGUAUGACUGCCUGUAUAAUGUGUUGGACCUCCAUUGUUCUCGAAUCAAUGCACGGAUAGUUAUUAGUCAUUGUGCACAUUAUUUUAUAAAUAAUCAUCGUUCAUCUUUAUUUUGA